UUUUUUUUUUCGUUUGUGUGUUUAACUUUCUUCAUUUUCCUUUUUCUAUUACUACUUUUGCUGUUCGUGCAUACAUGCAUGCUGUUGAUGAACACAGACUCAGAAACAGAGUUACUUUUAUUAAUCUUUGGAUUUGCUUGGAUGUUUUGCCUUUAUGUUGUGUUCCACUUCCAAUUGGGCGUUCUUUUCUUUUUCUUUUUUUUAUUAACUCGUGCUUUCGUUUAAGAAUGGUUCACCUUAACAGUUCCUUCACUAAUUUGUUUACAAAUUUUGUUUUUGGCAUAAUUGAACACUUGGGCAUGUUAAUUUUAUUUAUUUAUUUGACUCUUAUUGAAAGUUGAGCUGUAACUCUCCUUUGGUUAAUUGUACCUAUCAUCUAUCAACAUUUAUGUAUAUAUUUUCUAAAAAAAGGUACCUAUCCCACCCUGAACUAGUCAUUUGCUAUGUACGGUUUAAACUUUUUUUUUGGCAAAAAACACGAGAUUAACUUGCAACCCCACUAUCCAAAUUUCAAAAUCAAAAUUGAAAUUAACAAAUUAUUGUACUUCUUGGGGUGGAAAUUGCAAAUUAAUAAGAAUUAAUCUAUUAAUUAUUACGUAUUAAUGAACCUCACCACCCAACCAACUCACUUAUGUGAUAAUUUUAAUAUAAUUUUGGAUACUAGGAUGACACUGCAAAUUGAUCUUGAAUUAAGAUGUUGAUUGCAAAAUGUUGUAGUUUAAAGUUGACACUGUAAAUGACCCCCAUAUUUUAUGGUGGAUAGCUUUAAAUUUAAUUAACCAUUUUUCUUUUGACUCGUUCAAAAUCAGCCUUGGUUAUUUGGAAAUGGAGUUUGUCAAUUCUGUAGAAUUUACUUCCUUUCUGGGACCAAAGGGAAACUAGAUGGAGGAGGACUGUGAGUUUCGACACUGGGAUGAGCUAAUCCCUGAUGCACUUGGGCUAAUAUUCAAAAAUCUUUCACUUCAAGAGAUUCUUACUGUGAUCCCAAGGGUUUGCAAGUCAUGGGGUAAAGCUGUUAGAGGGCCUUACUGCUGGCAGGAGAUAGACAUUGAGCAAUGGAGCGAACUUCGCCGCCCUGAGACCCUUGAUCGAAUGCUUCAGAUGCUUAUCACAUGGAGUUCUGGUUCACUCCGCAAGCUAUGUGUCUCCGGCCUCCCUUGUGAUCAGAGUCUUUCCUUCAUUGCAGAUCAUGCCAAAUCUCUUCAGACUUUGCAGCUGCCACGAAGUGAAAUAGGCAAUGAGAUAGUGGAACAGGUUGCUUGGAGGCUCUCUACCAUCACUUUCUUGGAUAUAAGCCACUGCAGAAACAUUGGAGCCCCUGCCCUUGAGGCAAUCGGAAAGCACUGUAAAUCUCUUACUAGGUUGCGAAGAACGAUGCACCCAUUAGAGCUAAUUGACAAGCUCAGUCAAGAUGAUGAGGCCCUUGUAAUAGCAGCCACAAUGCCAAAACUCAGGCAUCUUGAACUGGCCUAUCUGCUAAUCAGUACAGAAAGUGUGCUCAAGAUACUCUCAAGCUGUCCUGAGCUUGAGUUUUUGGAUGUACGUGGGUGUUGGAAUGUAAUACUUGAUGAGAAGAUUGUCAAAAAAUUCUCUGGGGUAAAGGUGAUUGGACCACCUCCCACAGACUGUUGUAAGAUGACUGGCUGGGAUGAUUGUUCAAAUUCAGGUUCCUCUCGCUAUUUGUCGUGGGACUUUGUGGCCGGUGAAAUAGAUGAUGAUUAUUAUGAAGAUAUGUCAGAUGCAGCUUGGGAAGACGACCAAAGUAUGGAAGAGGUAGAAUUGAGGUUCUAUGAUGGUUUCGAUUUCAAUAAUGCUUUGUUUGAUUGGCCACAUUCUCCUUGAGGUUUGCUUGUGUGAAAGUGCUUGAUGGAGUGUUUUUUUUUUUAAUGGCAUUUAAAGGUUCUACCAUUUCUCUGGAUUAUGCUAUAAGAACUGUUGCUGUUACUAUCACUUCGCUACUACUUUUAUUCUGUAAGAAACUUUUAUGUGCAUCUAAGGUUUGUAUGCAUAAUAAUUCAAGUGAAACUGUGAGGCCUUCUAUCCA
Molecule: messenger RNA, 2044 nt
Organism: Quercus lobata
Lineage: Eukaryota; Viridiplantae; Streptophyta; Magnoliopsida; Fagales; Fagaceae
Product: F-box protein FBW2-like
Exons: 3
Coding region: 883-1842 (319 amino acids)
Molecular function (GO): protein binding
Source: RefSeq, a predicted model, not a curated record